AGGGCAUGGUGCUAAAUUAUUUUUUUCCCCCGCCCACCCUCGGCCUUUGAGGUACUUCGCCCCUCCCCUUGACGGUGGUGGGGUGGUUUCUCCCGCCUCCUCCCACGGAUGCUGGUUGGUCUCGCCUUCACCUAUCCCCAGGUGCUAGGGUGCUAUAGCCGCAGCCACCGACUGGAAAAGCGGCCGGGCGGGAAGCGCCGGACGAGCUCACUGCGCGGCAGCCGUAGGGGAAGCAAGGGUUCCCGAUCCUCCUAAGUGAAGGUUUCCGCCCCUGGAGAGGAGGCGGCGCUCGGGAUCGGCCUUCGUCCGCGGCGGGAGUAAACUGCGACUCCAACAUGAGCGGAGAGAACCCAGCCAGCAAGCCCACGCCGGUGCUGGACGUUCAGGGCGACGGACGCUGGAUGUCCCUGCACCAUCGGUUCGUGGCUGACAGCAAAGAUAAAGAACCUGAAGUUGUUUUUAUCGGGGACUCUUUGGUCCAGCUAAUGCACCAGUGCGAGAUCUGGCGGGAGCUCUUCUCUCCUCUGCAUGCACUUAACUUUGGCAUCGGUGGUGAUGGCACACAGCAUGUGCUAUGGCGGCUAGAAAAUGGGGAGCUGGAACACAUCCGGCCGAAGAUUGUGGUGGUCUGGGUGGGUACGAACAACCAUGGACACACCGCAGAGCAGGUGGCUGGCGGCAUCAAGGCCAUCGUGCAGCUGGUGAACCAGCGGCAGCCCCAGGCCCGGGUCGUGGUGCUGGGCCUGCUUCCAAGGGGCCAGCACCCUAACCCACUUCGUGAGAAAAACCAACAGGUGAAUGAGCUGGUACGAGCAGUGUUGGCUGGCCACCCCCGGGCCCACUUCCUGGAUGCUGACCCUGGCUUUGUGCACUCAGAUGGUACCAUAAGCCACCAUGACAUGUAUGAUUACCUGCACCUGAGCCGCCUGGGCUACACACCUGUCUGCCGGACCCUGCACUCCCUGCUCCUGCGCCUGCUGGCCCAAGACCAGGGUCAGGGUGUCCCCAUGCCAGAGCCUACACUUUAAGUAUCCGCUUUUCUG
Pteronotus mesoamericanus is the source of this 1043-nucleotide messenger RNA. RefSeq names its product platelet activating factor acetylhydrolase 1b catalytic subunit 3 (gene PAFAH1B3). The record is from RefSeq and is a predicted model, not a curated record. The transcript is spliced from 6 exons. Gene Ontology annotation, cellular component: cytoplasm. Gene Ontology annotation, molecular function: platelet-activating factor acetyltransferase activity. The coding region runs from base 336 to 1028 and encodes 230 amino acids. NCBI's taxonomy places the organism in Eukaryota, Metazoa, Chordata, Mammalia, Chiroptera, Mormoopidae.